Messenger RNA from Ruditapes philippinarum (Manila clam), 3154 nucleotides. RefSeq names its product two pore channel protein 1-like. The transcript has 7 exons. Gene Ontology annotation, cellular component: membrane. Gene Ontology annotation, biological process: monoatomic ion transport; transmembrane transport. The record is from RefSeq and is a predicted model, not a curated record. Gene Ontology annotation, molecular function: monoatomic ion channel activity. Bases 169 to 960 code for a protein of 263 amino acids. NCBI's taxonomy places the organism in Eukaryota, Metazoa, Mollusca, Bivalvia, Venerida, Veneridae.
AAAAGAGAAAAGACAUAUUUACUGAUUCAGAUUGUUUUACUGUUCUUUAAAGGUUUAAAGCUGAGUGUCUUUAACGUUUUCCGGAUAUUUAGGGUAUUACGUUUUCUUACCGACUUUGAAAGGUUUAGGAUAAUCUUUGAUGCUGUGUUCAACGUGUCUUACUCUAUCAUGACGUACUGUAUUAUCAUUUUUAUAGUUUUCUACAUAUAUGCUAUAGUAGGCAUGGAGCUGUUUGAAGGAUUAAUCAAGUUCAUUGACCAAACGAAUACGGCAAGUAAUGCAUCUCUAUGGACAACAAAUACUACAUCUCGGCAGGAGUUGGCUAAUUUGUGCAACAAUACCAAGUUGAACGGUAGUAUGUUUGUUGACAAUCACUACUGCAAUGUUAACUUUAACGAUAUUCUUAACUCAUUUGUUCUCAUCGCAUCCUUGCUGAUUGUCAAUAACUGGCAUGUGAUUUGUGAAGGAUAUGGUUUAGUAACAAACAAAGCUGCUAGAUUAUACUUUAUGAGUUUCCACCUUUCAAUCGCUGUUGUCAUAAUGAAUAUUGUAACGGCUUUCAUUUUGGACAUGUUUAUGUACGAGUACACAUUUUCCAAAAAAGGCACAUUGGAUACCAAGGUAGAAAUGACUAUUAAACAGCUUCAACUUGGUAUUGACGAUGAAACCGGUAUGGAAAUCACUGAAGAUUCAAAGCGUAAAGAAGGAGACAGCAUUGACGGCAUUCAUCAAGGGGAAAGCAUGUAUCAUACAAAGCACAUGAUACAGAAGUUGGCUUCAAAACAAAAUGCUCAUGCUCAAGUAAAGCCUAAUCUUACCAGAUAUGAUGGAAUACGGUUCCACAUGAAAAAGAGAGAUUGGACUAGGACAGAGCUACUUUUGCAACAGUUGUUUGAGCUAGAAGAGGAAAUAGCUGAAUCUGACAAAGAUCAUCACCUAAUAAGUAUGCUUAACCAAUAGAGAUCAUCCUGUCAUUUGUUCUUAGAGGAACUAAGAAAACGUAAACAGAUUGGAUACAUUUAACUGCGUGAACACUAGUUCCUUAGUAGUGUUGGUGUGAAAACAUAGCAGCUUUUGGACAGGCGAAAAUAGACUCACAGGCGAAAAUAGACUCACAGGCGAAAGAGUUUUCUUAUACCAUUUUAAAGACCAUUGAAAGGUUUAGGAUAAAUGUUCAAAAUAUAAAGAUGAAAAGAUCACACGGGUAUGUAACGCAAUAGCUGCCCCAUUUCUUUUUAUCUUGCCCAGAAAGCGUCUUAUUAUGUCAAAUUUAAGCUUUGUAAUGCCAUUGUAAUUUGUCGACUUGUCUAAACAGUGCCUUAUUAUGCGUAACAGUAGUCUUAUCUCUUUAAAAUGUGAUGUUGACUUGUGUUAACAUUGUUUAAUUUUUUCAAACAGUAGUGUUAUCAUGUAAAAAUGUCGUUUUGACUUGUCUGAAAUGUGUCAUAUUAUGUCAAACUGUGAAGCUGUUGAACUCUUAAGACAAUUUCUAAACAAAUUACCACCACCGUUGGACAAGAAAGCAUGCUAUUUUGACAUAAAAGACAUUCUCUAAGCAAGAUAACACCGAAUUUGAACACAAUGACAUGGCCGUCUGACAAAAUGUGACGGUGUUUAGACAAGUCAUGCCACAUUUGGACAAGACAAAACGACAGUAUAACAUAAUACAACAGUGUCAUAACAUACCAGGAUCACAUUUGGACAAGAUGACACCAACUUUCGACAAGAUAACACUACUGUUUCCCAUGAUAAGACAAUUCCAAGACAAUUCAACAAAUAAACAUUUAAAAAAAGUAUGUGUUCAGACAUAUUGAAAUCUUAAUUCGAAAAGAUGGCGUGCAUGUUAAACAUAUUUAGACUUCCAUUCGGCAUGUUGACACCAGAUAACAUGACGUUUUUAAGACAGUGUUUAGACAAGUCAGCACUAAGUUUUGACAAGAGAAAAUGAAUAUUUGACCUGAUUAGACUUUGUUAAGACAGGUUCUCAUAAAACGUUGGCAAGCCCACACUUCUAUUAUACAUAAUAAGACUCUUUCAGGGAUGGCGUUCCAUACACGGGUAACAAUGAACGUUUUUAAAAGUUUUGCGUUUGAUAGAAAUUAAUUAAUAUUAACUCAUGCUGACUUAUGGCUAAGUGAAUGUGUAGGACAAUGUACAACAAUUUGGAAAAGCAACAUAACAUUUACGAAAGCAAAUAAGCUUGUAAGGCAGUAAGCUUGCUUAAGCAUUUCUGACGUUUGUAUUUAUUGUAUUAUUUCUGAAUUAGUAUUUGUGCGUUUUUAAUAGUUUGUAUCACAAUUUCUCUUAAAUGCAUUUAAAUUUCUACUUUUCGUCAUUUACAUUCGUAAGAGAACUUCACUUUUUAAGUUGAAGAUUUCAUUGGGUAUUAAGAAACGGUUUUCUGGUUUUGCUUUAUCGAAGCCAUUAUAGAUUAAUACAGUAUCAUUGUAUUUCAAAUUCAUUAAAGCAUUAAAGAAAUAGAGGAUAUUUGUUUAGUCCGGUGUAAGAUCGGAAUAUAUUUCACCGAGUGAGCACCAAAAGAUAUAUUUCACGAGUGGCGCAGCCACGAGUUAAAUAUGAACUUUUGGUGUUCACAAGGUGAAAUAUAUUUCGAUCUUACACUAAACUAAACAAAUUUUCUUUUUAUUAUAUGCAAAGAAACGUUUUAAAAAGACAUUAAACCUAAUACUGAAUGAAAAGCGCGCCAAAUAAUAAUACAACGUGACGUCAUUUACGACGUCACGUCAUUAAGUUGGUACCCAGUUCUGUGCACGCUGAUAUUUCCCUGAAACAACGUAAGGGGCUUAAAUUCAGAACAGUGAAAUUAUCAAAGUGGUAAUUUCACUGUUUCAAGCAGUGAAAUUACCAGUUUUAUUUCACUGAUAUAUUUCUAUAAACCACCGAAAAGCAUGUAAUAAAGAAACAUAUUUAAGCUUACAAUUUGUAAAAAGGAAGUAUUUCACAUAUCUGAUUUUCUGGAAUGAUGCAAAGCUCUAUAUUAUCAAGUGGUCACAUUAUACUACUGCACAAUCUUAAGGAAUCUCAUAAAAGGCACAAUCAUGUAAUUUUAAAUUUUUACUAUGAUUAUUUUUCAUAUCUUUUUGUACAUGUAAUUACCGUUGUGAAUAUGUUUCAAAUAAAAAAAAUUUCUUUA